AUGAAUAUGUAUUUUGAAGGCUAUGGUUACCGUGGAAGUACUUUUGAGCAGACCUAUCGCUGCUACCCUGCAUCUUUUAUUGACAAGCCACAGCUUGAAUCUGGUGACAAAAUUAUCAUGCCACCUUCGGCACUUGAUCGUCUUGCGUCUCUGCAUAUUGAGUACCCUAUGCUAUUUGAAGUACGCAACACAGCAGCAGAACGCACUUCACACUGUGGUGUCCUAGAGUUCAUUGCAGAAGAAGGGAUGAUCUACAUGCCAUACUGGAUGAUGCAAAAUCUUCUUUUGCAAGAAGGAGAUAUGGUGUUUAUAAAAAAUGCCAACCUCCCAAAGGGCACAUAUGUGAAGCUGCAGCCUCAUACAACUGACUUCUUGGACAUUUCAAAUCCCAAAGCAAUCUUGGAAAAAACUUUGCGGAACUACUCUUGUCUAACCACUGGUGACAGCAUUAUGGUGGCAUAUAAUAACAAGAAGUACUACAUUGAUAUAGUUGAAACAAAGCCUGCCAGUGCUAUAAGUAUAAUUGAGACUGAUUGUGAGGUUGACUUUGCCCCACCACUUGACUAUAAAGAACCUGAGCGACCAAAACCUACUGCUCCUCCCAGCGCUGAUCCUGCUGCAGAGGCUCAAGAUGAGGAGGAACCAAAGUUCAGCCCCUUCACUGGUCCUGGAAGGCGCUUGGAUGGGAAGCCUGCUAAAGAUUUGGAUGCAUCAUCCUCUUCGCCUGCAAAGCGACAAGCUAAUGCAACCAACAGUGUUCAGCCCUCAGCAGCCUCCACACCACAGAUCACGGCGCCACGUAAAACCACAGGAAAGCUUGUCUUUGGCUCUGGUGGAAGCCAGUCAUCAAAAGGAACAGAAAAGGUGCCCGACAAGGAUGCAAAGGAGGAUCCGAAGAAAGAGGAGCCGAAGUUUUCAGCAUUCACGGGAAAGAAGUACUCCUUGAAGGGCUGA
Molecule: messenger RNA, 954 nt
Organism: Triticum turgidum subsp. durum (durum wheat)
Lineage: Eukaryota; Viridiplantae; Streptophyta; Magnoliopsida; Poales; Poaceae
Source: the annotation of a GenBank genome assembly